AUGUCAACUCCUCCUCGAGAGGACCUCAACAACUUUCUUGUUCCGCAUUCUACAUCGGUGAGUCCGAAGGCUGUUGGCACUACUAUAAAUCUACCGAAGCAAAGUUCGCCUUGGUUGACUGUUCCUCCUUCUACAGAUGCCCACACUCCCUCAGUGAUAAAACACGGAAAUCCGAUGCCAGUUCGAUCCAUUUCCACCCUGAGUUUCCAUGAUACAAAAGAUGCCAUAUCAUCAGCUGCACCUUUCCCAUCAAUUCCAUCCAAGCUCGAAGUUCAGACUGCUAAGAACGAAACUGAUGCAGAAAUCAACCAACUGAAGGCAGAGCUUGCAUCUCUUCAAUAUGAAAGAAAGUCUUUUGACCACAUUGCACAAGCAUUAACUCCAAACACGAAUACACAUGGAAUUCACGAAUAUCGUGGACUAAUCAUGCUCGAUACUACUAUACAAUCUAUUAUGCAAGAUAAUCAGAGAAAAGCUAAAGAAGCGCAAAAUAACGCGUUGGUCGCAUCAACUCAUAACCUGACAGAUACAAAACACAUGUUACCAAUGUAUAGACAUAUCGUAGAUUACCCUCAAUUCAAGUCAACAAUCGAAACUAACUCCGAUUUACUUGUUCCAAUGAUAGGAAUUAGAUAUGGCGAAACUCUUACAUUAAGAGAAAAGGAAGAUGAGCUCACACAGAAGUACAAAGAAUUGGACGCUCCUUGGCAAUACCGUCAGAAAAUUAUUGAUGAAUAUAAUGACAGAACUGGUGAGAAAUCUGAGACAUGGCCUUCAGAAUUUAACUUUGAGAGACCAAAUCCUGAUGAAGCAUCCCGUCUGAAAUGGGCUGCUGAGGAUAUUCCGCAGAUUUUAGCAAAUGAAGAAAAAUUAGCCAGAACUUAUAUUGAUACAAACGCUUUCGUUUCUGAACCUAUUUCUCAAUUCAAACAAUACAAAAACAGACUCACGUGGACUGAAGAAGAAAAAACAAUUUUCGUCGAAAAAUACAGACAACAUCCUAAAGAUUUCGCAAAGAUAGCAGAUGCAUUACCAGAAAAGGAUGUUAAACAAGUUAUAGAGUUUUAUUAUUUGAAUAGAUAUCAUCUCAAUCUUAAAGAGAACGAAGGUGCAGCAAAGAGACGCGGAGGAAACAAGAAGGUUAUUACGGAAGGCUCAAAGAAGAAUUAUUGA
This is a messenger RNA of Trichomonas vaginalis G3, 1173 nucleotides long. RefSeq names its product glycolytic process regulation protein. The transcript has a single exon. Gene Ontology annotation, biological process: regulation of transcription by RNA polymerase II. NCBI's taxonomy places the organism in Eukaryota, Parabasalia, Trichomonadida, Trichomonadidae. The record is from RefSeq and is a predicted model, not a curated record. The coding region runs from base 1 to 1173 and encodes 390 amino acids.